CGGCGAAUCACAGCUGUUCACUCCGCGCUGGAGGACAGAGAGAGAGAGAGAGAGAGAGAGAGAGAGAGAGAGAGAGAGAGAGAGAGAGAGAGAGAGAAUGAUAGAGAGAGAUUGAGACCGGGAAAGAGCAGGCGCCUCCCGAGUUCCUUCGCUGGCUGCUUUCCCCUUCCUUCUUCCUUCUUCCUCUCCUUCCAGCUCUCGCCCCUUUGGCCCCCACUCGGCUUCAUUUCUCCAACCAAGGAAAGCGCCAAAGUUGCUCUUCCAAGGGAACAAAGCCAAGGACUUACAAACGGGGGCGAGAGGCGGGCUCGUCUUGUCGUCUUGGUGGCUGCAGAGAUCGCCUCCCUCCCGGGAAAAGGCUGAAGCCAGAAUCGCGCUCCUCGCAGGAUUUCUCUCCCUUUUGGCAAGAGAAGAGAAGACAAGGUGGGGCGGCGCGCGGCUGCUUUGGCUUGCACCCCGCUUUCUCUUUUGCCUCGAAGAGAAAAGAAGCGCCGCUUUGGGGGACCUGGGGGGGUCCCGGGACUGAGGAGCGGGAGGAGGAGAAAGUUUCUUCGGCGGGACGGGCCCGGGGAGGGUUGGAGGCUGGAGUGAGGCGGUGAAGCGGCGUCUCCCCCUUUCCUCCUCCUCCUCCUCCUCGCCGCCGGCCGGGAGCGAGGCGCCUCUCCUCCCCGCGGGCCCAGCGCGAUGGCUGGCGAGCUGAGUAUUGGCCCCGACUUGCCCACCAGCCCGCUGGCCAUGGAGUACGUCAACGACUUCGACCUGAUGAAGUUCGACGUGAAGAAGGAGCCGCUGGGCCGCGCGGACCGCUCGGGCCGGCCGUGCACGCGCCUCCCCCAGACGGCGGGCUCGGUCUCCUCCACGCCCAUCAGCACCCCCUGCAGCUCCGUGCCCUCCUCGCCCAGCUUCAGCCCCACCGAGCAGAAGACGCACCUGGAGGACCUCUACUGGAUGGCCAGCUCCUACCCGCAGAUGAACCCGGAGGCGCUCAACCUCACCCCCGAGGACGCCGUGGAGGCCCUCAUCGGCGCCCACCAGGUGCCCCAGCAGCUCCAGGGCUUCGAGAGCUUCCGCACCGCCGCCGCCCACCACCACCACCACCACCAACAGCCGCCGCCGCAGCCUCACCACAUCCACCACCACCACCAGUACCCCGGGGUCACCCACGAGGAGCUGGCCGCCAGCGGCCAUCACCACCACCACCACCACCAUCCCCACCACCACCAGGCCUCCCCCAGCCCCUCCAACGUCCCCAGCCCCUCCCAGCAGCUCCAGAACCCUCACCAGCACCAGUCCUCUUCCUCCUCCUCCUCUUCAUCUUCCUCCUCCUCCUCCAGCAGUGUGGAGGACCGGUUCUCCGACGACCAGCUGGUCUCCAUGUCGGUGCGGGAGCUGAACCGGCACCUGCGGGGCUUCACCAAGGACGAGGUGAUCCGCCUCAAGCAGAAGAGGCGGACCUUGAAGAACCGCGGCUACGCCCAGUCUUGCCGGUACAAGCGGGUCCAGCAGAAGCACCACCUGGAGAACGAGAAGACCCAGCUCAUCCAGCAGGUGGAACAGCUCAAGCAGGAGGUCGGCCGCCUGGCCCGCGAGAGGGACGCCUACAAGCUCAAGUGCGAGAAGCUGGCCGGCAACGGCUUCCGGGAGGCCGGCUCCACCAGCGACACCCCCUCCUCGCCCGAGUUCUUCAUGUGAGUCUCCCCAGCCCAGCCAGCCCAGCCUUCGCCCGCGCCUGCCCUUCUUCGCCCCCGUCCUCUGACGCCGCCCCCCGAGUCGGAAGAAGACCCUCCCGGGUGGCAGGCUUGGCCCUGGCCCAGGACUGCGGGGGGAUCUCCUCAGCAACUGGACCCGUGAAGGUCUGAGUGGGCACUUGGGGGAGGGGGAGAAAGACGGGGCAGGUGAGAGGUGGCUGGGGAAUGAAGGAAGGACUGGUUAGUAGGGAGAGAGAGAGGAACCCACCCCACCAAUGUUUUAUACCAAUCGAUUGCUUGCUUGUAGAACUUUUUAACCUGGACGUUGCCAAACAAAGGGAUGGGCACCGGGCAAGCCACCUAGAGAUGAUCCGCUUUGGAGUUCUUCUUUUGUGUUCCGAUAGAAGAAAAGAGAGGGGGGCAGAAAGGCAGAGGGAAACAGAGAGAGGACAGUAUGUUUUGCCUGCCUCCUGAAAGAGAGACAGAACCCACGCGGGACGUUUCCGUGCAAGAGGGAAAAAGUGGGGUGGGGAAGAGAACAAAAAGUGUUCUUGGUUUUAUUGCCUGCUUGAUUAUAUAGAAAAAAAAUACGAAAAAUCAGCAUUAAAAAUAUUAAUCCUGCAUGCUGGACAUGUAUGGUAACUUCUA
Anolis carolinensis (green anole) is the source of this 2336-nucleotide messenger RNA. It is a transcript of the gene mafb, whose product is annotated as MAF bZIP transcription factor B. Bases 685 to 1692 code for a protein of 335 amino acids. Gene Ontology annotation, molecular function: RNA polymerase II cis-regulatory region sequence-specific DNA binding; DNA-binding transcription factor activity, RNA polymerase II-specific. The record is from RefSeq and is a predicted model, not a curated record. Lineage: Eukaryota; Metazoa; Chordata; Lepidosauria; Squamata; Anolidae. Gene Ontology annotation, cellular component: nucleus. The transcript has a single exon. Gene Ontology annotation, biological process: regulation of transcription by RNA polymerase II; regulation of myeloid cell differentiation.